Dendrobium catenatum is the source of this 1272-nucleotide messenger RNA. RefSeq lists its product as uncharacterized. Lineage: Eukaryota; Viridiplantae; Streptophyta; Magnoliopsida; Asparagales; Orchidaceae. The transcript is spliced from 3 exons. The record is from RefSeq and is a predicted model, not a curated record. The coding region runs from base 1 to 1272 and encodes 423 amino acids.
AUGGGGGUUGUUAAGGGGAGGAGCAUUACUGAGAAAAUUCUUCUUGCUCAAGAAUUUUGCAAAGAUCUGGAUGUUAAGGGGGCUAGAAAGAGGGAGGCCUCCCUAUAUCUUAGGGAGAUUGUUAAAGACAAUGAUUGUUUCUUUGUUGGUCUUACUGAAACAAAGAUUACCUGCUUAGAAAGGCAAGAUAUUGAUUCCAUUAUUGGAAUUGAUUGGGAUUAUUGUUUUCAACCUGUAGUUGGGUUAUCAGGUGGAAUUUUGGUGCUUUCGAAAAGAUGUUUGGCUUCUUUUGAAACCAUUGAAGUUUCAUCCCAAUUAGUUAUAGGAAAUUUGAAUAUCAAUACUUUAGGAAGUUGGAAGGUGGCUACAGUUUACGGUGGUAAAGAUGUUCAAACCCGUAGGAACCUUUGGCAUUCACUUAAAGUUUGUAUGCAGGGAGAUACUCUGGCUUUAAUAGGAGGUGAUUUCAAUUGCAUCCUCUCGAAGGAGGAUAAGAAAGGCGGUAAGAGGUUCCAUUUCUCUCGUGGACCUAAGGAGAUGAAGAUGUUCCUUACGAAUAAUGAUUUCCAUGAUCUCGGUUAUGUGGGACCAAGAUCUCCUAUGGCCAAGGUGAGACAUCUUUCAAGAAUUGCAUCAGAUCAUGCUCCCAUCGUAUUUAAUAUGGUGGAACCACAAAACCAGAAAUCUAAAUUCAUUAGAUUUGAAGACAGUUGGAAGUCUUACCCUGCAGUUUGGCACAUUGCUGUUAAGGCAUGGAGGAAAUCUGAUUAUGGAUCCAGUAUUGAAAUUCUGCAGAGGAAAUUAAAGAGAACCUUGAAAGCUCUCUACAAUUGGAACAAGAACAAGUGUAAGGAAUUGAACUUGUUGAAAGAAAUUUUGAAAAAGGAUAUUCUUAAGCUGCAGCUAGAAGAAACUAGUAGUGAAGAAUUCACAACUAAUAAAUUGAAGCUUCUUAGAAGCAAAGUGCAUGAAUUAAAUGUUACUUUGGGUAGAUUAGCCACUUGGUGGAACCAAAGAGCAAAAAUCAGAUGGCAUCAAGAAGGUGAUAGGAACUCCAGUUAUUUUCAUCAGUUUGCUUCAGCUAAGAAGAAUGGAAACCUCAUAUGGCAAAUCAAGAAUGAAGAUGGUCAGUUUGUAGAAGAUUUUGGGCAAAUUGAGGAUGUCUUCUAUGAGUUUUUCAGCAAAAAAGGGCUUCAAGGGAAUGUCAGCUGUCGGGCUGGCCUUCAAUACCUACAAACCUAUAGCUUUCGGUUGAAGAGGCUGAGUUCUUAA